AUGGCUAGAACUAAACAAACUGCGCGUAAAAGUACUGGAGGUAAAGCUCCUCGGAAACAGAUCGCUACAAAGGCUGCUCGGAAGAGUGCUCCAGCAACUGGAGGUGUUAAGAAACCUCACCGUUACAGACCAGGUACGGUAGCUCUUCGUGAGAUUAGACGCUACCAAAAGAGCACCGAACUCCUUAUUCGUAGACUGCCUUUCCAGCGCUUAGUGCGUGAAAUCUCUCAAGAAUACAAGACUGACUUGCGUUUCCAGUCCACAGCUGUCAUGGCUAUUCAAGAAGCCACUGAAGCCUAUCUAGUUGGUCUUUUCGAAGAUUCCAACUUGUGUGCCAUUCACGCCAAACGCGUGACAAUCAUGCCCAAGGACAUGCAGUUGGCCCGUCGACUUCGUGGAGAGAGAGCUUGA
Molecule: messenger RNA, 411 nt
Organism: Rodentolepis nana
Lineage: Eukaryota; Metazoa; Platyhelminthes; Cestoda; Cyclophyllidea; Hymenolepididae
Source: the annotation of a GenBank genome assembly